Messenger RNA from Panicum hallii, 2020 nucleotides. RefSeq names its product 65-kDa microtubule-associated protein 5. The record is from RefSeq and is a predicted model, not a curated record. Bases 115 to 1842 code for a protein of 575 amino acids. Gene Ontology annotation, biological process: microtubule cytoskeleton organization. Gene Ontology annotation, molecular function: microtubule binding. Lineage: Eukaryota; Viridiplantae; Streptophyta; Magnoliopsida; Poales; Poaceae. The transcript is spliced from 11 exons. Gene Ontology annotation, cellular component: spindle; cytoplasm.
CUUCCCCUUUCAAAUCAAAUCCCCUCCCCCGCCGCCCUUCUCUAUAAACCCUAGCCGAGGCGAGGGAGCGCGCACCCCACUCCCCGAUACGUUCCCCCGCGUCGCCGCCGCCUAAUGGCGACCCCGCUGCCGCCGCAGCCGCCGAGGCGCGUCUCCUGCGGCUCUCUUCUCCAGGAACUGCAGGAAUUAUGGGGAGAAAUUGGUCAGGAUGAAAUGGAAAGGGAUAGGAUGAUACUGCAGCUGGAGGAGGAUUGUCUCAACGUAUACAGGAAAAAAGUGGAUCAAACUAGGAGGCAGAAGGCUGACCUGCUUCAAGCGCUGUCCGUUGGUGAAGCUGAUAUAGAUAAAAUCCUUUCUGCUCUUGGAGAGCGUGAAUCCUUUCCCAGGUCAGAGAAGCUUGGGGGCACAUUAAUGGAACAACUUGCGAAAAUAGAGCCAGUGCUGAGAGAUUUGAGACAGAGGAGAGAUGAGCGAGUGAAUGAGUUCAGGGCUGUUCUGUUGCAGAUAGUUCGUCUACAAUCAGAAAUUUCAGGAACCAUUGAUCAUGGGGACCCCACUGCUCCUGUGGUAGAUGAGAAUGAUCUAUCCUUAAAGAGAUUAGGGGAAUUGAGGUUGCAGCUCAACGAGCUUCAGACAGAAAAGAAUCUCAGGCUGCAAAAGAUCGACAUCCAGAUCAACUGUGUUAAUGAAAUGUGCAGCAUAUUGUCUCUUGAUCUUAAGAAGGCAUUGUAUGACGUUCAUCCCAGUUAUGCUGAGUUGGGAAGAAGCAAACCUGUGAGUAUUAGCAAUAGCACACUCGAGAGGCUUGCAGGAAAAGUUCAUGCAUUAAAUCAUGAAAAGAAACAAAGACUUAGGAAGCUCCAAGAUCUUGGCAGCACACUCAUUGAGUUAUGGAACCUCAUGGACACACCAGUUGAUGAACAAAGAUGUUUUGACCAUGUUACUUCUCUUAUUAAAGUUUCACCUAAUACAGCGAUGCCCGAAGGAUGCCUUGCACAUGACCUUAUUGAGAAGGUCGAGAUUGAGGUUAAGAGGCUGACUCAUUUGAAAGCCAGCAAAAUGAAAGAACUAGUCUUCAAGAAAAUGACUGAGCUUGAAGAAAUCUAUAGAAGUGUUCAUAUGGAUAUUGAUAGUGAUUCUGAGCGGCGAAUCCUCAAUGAUCUAAUUGAUUCCGGUAGAGCAGAUCUCUCGGAGUUGUUGGCAGGAAUGGAUGAUCGAAUUGUGGAGGCAAAAGAACAUGCUCUAAGCAGAAAAGACAUAUUAGAAAAGGUGGAGAAGUGGAAAUCAACAUCUGAAGAGGAGAUUUGGCUUGAUGAAUAUGAAAGGGAUCAGAACCGCUACAAUGCUGGUCGAGGAGCUCACAUAAAUCUCAAGCGUGCGGAGAAAGCUAGGGUAUUGGUCAGCAAAAUUCCAUCUCUUCUGGAGAAUUUGACUGCUAAAAUUAAAGUGUGGGAGAAAGAGAAGGGUAUUCCAUUUAUGUUUGAUAAGGUGAGGCUGUUGGAUAAUUUAGAAGAGUACACCUCUUCAAGACAGCAAAAAGAAGAGGGAAAGCGUCAUUCAAGGGAACUGAAGAAGCUGCAGGAACAGUUUGCAGCAGAGCAAGGUGCCAAGUUUGGAAUAAAGCCAAGCCCUAUCCGUCCUCUUCCUGCAAGGAAGCCUCUUGGCCAGAGCUCUAAUGUCAAUAUUGUUGUUGGAACUCCAACAAGCCGCCGUGUUUCUACACCGAUGUCUCGGAAGGGAGGGCUGUCAUCUGGAAAGGUGAAGGAAGCUGCGAAGACAACUGUGGCACCAGCAAACUAUGUUGCAAUUCCGAAGGAUUGCUCAAACAAUUCUUCCCUCUGAGCAUAGUCACCACCUAUAAGUUGGAGCUAGUCUAAUCGUUGCUUGAUUUCUCAUUUUAUCGACCUAUAUAGGUUAGCUUCUUGCUAAUGCCUAAAAGUUGCUUACCCCAAUGCCUGAUGCUCACUUUCAGACUAAGUUUCUAUUCUCCAUAAUAUAAUUUUUUCUCCUCCUUUGAACA